CGCUUUGCUUCCAUCCCACGCUACGUGGAAACCCUGGUGGUGGCCGACGAAGAAAUGAUGCGCUUUCACGGCGCAGGGCUCAAACCGUACCUGCUCACCAUCAUGGCGGCGGCUGCCAAGUUCUUCCGCCAUCCGAGCGUCAGGAACCCCGUCAGUUUGGUGGUGACCAGGCUGGUGGUGAUCGGAGAAGCCGAGGACGGGCUGAGGGUCACCUCCAACGCGGCCGAGACCCUCCGCAAUUUUUGCUCCUGGCAGAAAGGGCUGAACAGGGCCAGCGACAAAGACCCCGAGCAUUUCGACACGGCCAUUCUCUUCACCAGACAGGAUCUCUGUGGACGCUCCAGCUGUGGUACUCUGGGCAUGGCAGAUGUGGGCACCGUGUGUGAUCCGGCCCGCAGUUGUUCCAUAGUCGAGGAUGAUGGGCUCCAGUCGGCUUUCACGGCGGCCCACGAAUUGGGUCACGUCUUCAAUAUGUUGCACGACGACGACAAACACUGCAAGGAGCUGAACCGUCAAAGCAAUACCCGCCACAUGAUGGCCUCCGUCAUGUCUCCGGUCAAUCCUGACGAGAUGUGGUCCCCGUGUAGCGGCCGCUUCAUUACCGAUUUCUUGGACAACGGCCACGGUUCCUGCCUCUUGGACAAGCCCCACGAGCCCCUAAAGCUGCCCGCCGUCUUCCCUGGCAACAAUUACAACGUGGACCAGCAAUGCCAGCUCAGCUUCGGCACCGAAUCCCGCCACUGUCCCAACAUGCACCCUCCCUGCUCCUCCCUCUGGUGCACCGGCCAGAUCAACGGGCAGUUCAUGUGCCAGACCAAAUAUUUCCCUUGGGCGGACGGGACGCCCUGCGGCGAAGGGAAGAGCUGCAUGAGCGGCCAAUGCAUCAGCCACACGCAGCUGAAGGCCUACAAUAUUCCCACCAAUGGAGGUUGGGGCCCCUGGGGGCCGUGGGGCGACUGUUCCCGCAGUUGUGGCGGUGGGGUUCAGUACUCGACCCGCGAAUGCAACAAACCGGUUCCCCGAAACGGUGGCAAAUACUGCGAGGGGAAGCGGACUCAAUUCCGUUCUUGCAAUGUGCAGGACUGCCCAGAUGGAAACGGUAAGCUCAGAUAUUAUCUAUCUAUCUAUAUCUAUAUCUCUAUAUCUAUCUCUGCAAACUAUCCUAAAAACACGAAUCCCAG
Molecule: messenger RNA, 1181 nt
Organism: Notechis scutatus (mainland tiger snake)
Lineage: Eukaryota; Metazoa; Chordata; Lepidosauria; Squamata; Elapidae
Source: RefSeq, a predicted model, not a curated record